UCAUAAUACAUCAAGUUAAUUAUUUAACCAUAGAAAAAAAUCAAAUUGUUGGCCUCGCUAAUAUGUAAAUGACACAAGUGAUGGUUUGUAAGAAUGGGAUGAGAGAUGAGACGAGAUUCUGACGAGAAGUAGGAGGAGAUAGAAACUUGGAAGGAUGUGAUUGUGAUGCAGGAAGGUAGGAAGAAACAGGUGGCGGCCUUAUCUACAAGCUUGCUUUAUGACUCAUCUCACCCAACCAAUCAGCUGCCGAUUUUGGAACCCAUCCUCUCUCUCUUUUUUUUUUUUUUUGCAAUUUGAUGGCCCCCCACUCUGCAAUUUCAAUUUCUUUUCUCUAUUUUUCUUCUAUUAUUUUGUUUGUAAGUGGAAAUUGAUAUGAUUGUCCUUUUGGUUAAAAAAAUGACAAAAUACGAAUUUGGAGGGUAGCGUAGGCGGGUUCAUUCAGUCUUUUACCCUUUUGCAGAGAGCUCCCACUCCCCUUCACGUGCAAGAGGGACACUUGUUGAGAUAUGGACCCCUGAGAGUGUCCCGAUUCCUCCACGGCUGUCCUCCAAUCUAUUAUUCCCUCUACUUAUUUCUUUACAUAUAGAAAAGGGGUUAAUUGCAAGGAUGGUCAUUGAGUUUACUAAAACCGUUCAUGUUUGGUCACUGCAAAUAUUUAAUUUUAUUCAUGGUCACUAUGAUUAGUUCAAUGGUUCAAAUUUGGUCACUCUCCGUUAAUUUUUGCUAAUGUGGCAGUCAACUAUUAUAGUUGACCGUUAAAUGAGUGUCGUGGCCAUUAAAAAAAUAAAAAAAAUAAAAAAAUUUAAAUAUUUACAAUUUCCACCUCAUUUUUACAACUAUUAAAAAAAUAAAACUUACCUCCACCGUCUAUGCCCCGUACGUGAAACAUCUUUGUGGAGCUUCGCCUCACUCGUGCCUGUGUUUUUUCUGAUUUUUUUCAUUUUCCCAUUGUUCAGAAUCCGAGUGUCGGGCGGCCGCGUCACGAUGGGAAUGAUCCGAUUCGGUGCCACGAGGAAAAAACAGAGAUCCAACGAAACCGAUGGGGGGCCGGAUCAACUUUAUAUGCUUUAAAAUUAAAGAGCUUCUGGAUCCAGGCAAUACCUCUUCGUCUAUCUCUCUUCUCCAUCUCUCUCCACAUCUACCUUUGACUACCUCAAAUUACUAGCUUGUUUCUUUCUUCGCAUCUUAUAGGAAUAGUUAUAGGAUGAGGGGGAAAUGAUGGGCGACCAAGGCCAAGGCGGAGGAGGGAGUGGUGUUGGACUUGGAGGGGGAUCAUCGCUGGUGAUGAGAGAUUACAGGAAAGGGAACUGGACGGUGAGCGAGACGAUGGUGCUGAUCGAAGCCAAGCGGAUGGACGAGGAGAGGAGAACCAAGAGAGGCGGCGGGAACAAGCCGGCGGAGCUGGAAAAGAUCGGCCAUAUGGUUCAGAUUGAUCGCAAAGUCGCUUCAGCUAACGUCGUGAAAAACUACUUCAUCGGUAAGACGACGAUAAAAAAAAGCAUAGAAAGCUGAUCCGGCCCCCAAUCGGUUUCGUUGGAUCUCUGUAACGCCGGUACUCUGCAUCCGCAGCCUUCAAAAACAGAGCAAGCAGUAGUAUUCCAACCACCAAAACCGGACUCUGUUUUUUCCUCGUGGCACCGAUUCGGAUCAUUCCCAUUGUGACGCUGCCGCCCGACACUCGGAUUCUGAACAAUGGGAAAAUGAAAGAAAUCAGAAAAA
This is a messenger RNA of Linum trigynum, 1719 nucleotides long. Lineage: Eukaryota; Viridiplantae; Streptophyta; Magnoliopsida; Malpighiales; Linaceae. The record is from the annotation of a GenBank genome assembly.